Selaginella moellendorffii is the source of this 1868-nucleotide messenger RNA. Its product is annotated as GTPase Der. The coding region runs from base 5 to 1831 and encodes 608 amino acids. NCBI's taxonomy places the organism in Eukaryota, Viridiplantae, Streptophyta, Lycopodiopsida, Selaginellales, Selaginellaceae. Gene Ontology annotation, molecular function: GTP binding. The record is from RefSeq and is a predicted model, not a curated record. The transcript has 9 exons.
UGGAAUGAGGAGAGCGAUCAAACGGCGGUUAGAAUGGAUGGCGCACCGGACAACCGUGUCAAGCUCCAAACCCAAGCCAUUCACGGCGUUUACAUCCGUCCAAGACCAUCCCCAGCAGCUGGAAAGGUCGUUCUUCACGGCCAGCUUGGCCGCAUUUCCUCGCUCCAGGGCAGUCCCGGCACUUAAUCCUAAGUUCAAGAGUGUGGAUGUUUCGAGCGGGAAGGAAGAAUCCAUGCCCGAGAAAAGAGAAGAGAGCGACGAAGAUGGAGCGCCCUCCUUAACUUCUGGAGGACAGGAUGAAGAAAAACUGGUCGACGAUGAAGUUCCUCUGGCAAAGUCUGAGGAGGAAGAGAUUCUCGAGGAAGGGAUCUCGUUUGAGAAGAUCGAGGAAGAGGCAAAGCGUGCUGUGGAGCCUAUGCCGAGUGUGAUCAUCCUUGGAAGGCCAAAUGUUGGUAAAUCUUCGCUAUACAACAGGCUUGUACACAGAAAAGAAGCCAUCGUGUAUGAUACUCCGGACAGCCAUGUAACACGCGACAUUCGCGAAGGCUCCGCAAAGCUCUCGGACUUGCGUUUCAAAGUUUUCGACUCGGCCGGGCUGGAAACCUCCGAAGAAGGCGAGACUGUUCUUGCGAGGACAACGGGAUUAACAGCAACGUUUCUUCGAACUUGCCAUGCCGCUCUCUUUCUGAUCGAUGGGAGGGCCGGUGUGAGCCCUCUGGACAAAGAGGCUGUCAUGUGGUUUCGCAAACUCAACUUGAAUCUCCCGGUUGUUUUGGUGGUGAACAAAGCUGAGAAAAUCACAGGCGAUCACCAGAUAAUGGCAAACAUCGCGGAAAGCUAUAGCCUCGGGCUUGGCGAUCCUGUCCCGGUUUCAGCAGAAACUGGAGAAGGUUUGGCUGAUUUGUUCCAACGUCUCCAGCCGAUUUUGGAUGCCGCAAAAGAAAAGCUCGUCGACGAAGAAGAAGAGGAAGAGAAGAGCUUAGGAGGCCAAAAGCCUCUGCGUCUUGCCAUCGCUGGUCGAACAAACGUUGGGAAAUCCACAGUGAUAAACUCACUACUACGAAAAGAGCGAGUUCUCACGGGACCAGAGCCGGGGCUUACGAGAGACGCCAUCACGAUUGACUUUGAGUUUAACAAGAAGCCAGUGCGUCUGGUUGAUACUGCUGGAUGGAUUCAACGCUCCCAGCUGGAAGAAGGUCCCAUGGCUCUCAGUGCUAUGCUCGCUCGAAGAAGCUUAAUGACUGCUCAUGUGGUGGCAAUAGUACUCGACGCGCAAGAGAUCGCACAGUCAAAGAUGACACUUCGAAACUCCGAGGCAGCACUGGCACGAUGGGUGACCGACGAAGGCCGCGCACUUAUCAUCGUCGUGAACAAGAUGGACGUUCUCAAAGGUCAAAAGAAUGCCGACCUGAGGAAGAAACUCAUGGAGGCAGUUCCCAAAGAAAUCCAGCUUACGCUUCCUCAGGUGCUUGGAGUUCCUAUCAUCUUUGUCUCAGCUCUCAAGGGGCGUGGAAGAUCGACGAUCAUGAAGCUCGCGUUCGAGGCUUAUGACAAGUGGUGUACGAGGGUGUCGACUCCGAGACUGAAUCGUUGGCUUCACAAGGUGCUUGCUCGACAUCCCAAGAGAAAAGACGAGAAGAGAGCAAAGCCGAGGUACAUAACGCAGGUGAAGGCCCGACCUCCAACCUUUGUAUUGUUCGUGGCGGGAUUUUACAGCCUCGAAGAUCACGAGCUUCGAUUCAUUUCCAACGCCAUUCGCGAGGACUUUAACAUGGGAGGAAUCCCAGUUCGCGUUAUCCAGCGAACCAAGAAAGAGCUAGAGGGUGUUUAACUGUGUAUUAUUCAAAUAAAGUAGAAAUUUAACUUAA